AUGGCGUGCCCGGAGGGCCGCGGCGCGGCGGCGGCCGCGGAGGUGCACGCGGAGGUGCCCGCCGCGGGCGCCAGGGGCGCGCAGGCCAGCGCGCUGAAGGUCUUCCUGGAGCGGCGGCGCAGGCAGCACGCGGAGAGGGGCGUCACCGUGGCGCUGCCGGCGCUGCAUGCGGAGUGGAGGCGGAUGCUGCCUGCGGAGAGGGACAUGAUGAGUUCGAGCGCGAGGCGCGCGGCCGCCGCGCCGGCGGCACCGCGGCGGGCGCCGUGGCGGCGCUGCUGGCCCGCCAGGAUAGGCAGCCGCGCGCGCCGCUGA
Molecule: messenger RNA, 312 nt
Organism: Prorocentrum cordatum
Lineage: Eukaryota; Dinophyceae; Prorocentrales; Prorocentraceae
Source: the annotation of a GenBank genome assembly